Bipolaris victoriae FI3 is the source of this 1266-nucleotide messenger RNA. RefSeq lists its product as hypothetical. The record is from RefSeq and is a predicted model, not a curated record. The coding region runs from base 1 to 1266 and encodes 421 amino acids. The transcript has 3 exons. Lineage: Eukaryota; Fungi; Ascomycota; Dothideomycetes; Pleosporales; Pleosporaceae.
AUGACAGGAAUGAUGGAGAAAGUCAAGGCCAAGGUCGAUAAUGUCAUGCACAAGGACAAGACUCAUGACGACCCCACCGGCCCUCACAGCUCACAUACCGCCAACGCUGCUGACCCUACCGUGCACAACACCUCCACAACUCACACUGGCUCUACUGGCCUUACUGGCAACAGCCAUAACACUCACGGCACCACAGGCUACAGUGACCCCACUGGCCCCCACGACUCUCACAUGGCCAACAAGGCUGACCCAAGGGUCGACUCUGACCGUGUCGGCACUGCUGGCAACCUAGGAUCCAACACCCACGCCACUCACGGAACCACUGGUACUCACGGAGUCACUGGUACUCACGGAGUCACUGGUACUCACGGAGUCACUGGUACUCACGGAGUCACUGGCACUCACGGAGUUACUGGCACCCACGGCUCAACUGGAUACAGCGACCCUACUGGUCCUCACGACUCCCACAUGGCCAACAAGGCCGACCCAAGGGUCGACUCUGACCGUGUCGGUACCGCCGGCAACCUGGGAUCCAACACCCACGCCACUCACGGAACCACUGGUACUCACGGAGUUACCGGCACCCAUGGUGUCACUGGCACUCACGGAGUUACUGGCACCCACGGCUCAACUGGAUACAGCGACCCUACUGGUCCUCACGACUCCCGCAUGGCCAACAAGGCUGACCCAAGGGUCGACUCUGACCGUGUCGGUACUGCUGGCAACAUGGGAACUGGCAGCCACACAACCGGCAGCCAUGGACUUACUGGCACCCACGGAACCACUGGCACUCACGGAGUGACUGGAACCCACGGUUCAUCCGGAUACAGCGACCCUACUGGUCCUCACGACUCCCACAUGGCCAACAAGCUUGACCCCAGGGUCGACUCUGACCGUGUUGGCCCCGCUGGCAACAAGGGAAGUGCCGCCUAUGGAACCAGCACCGGCACUGGCAACUUGGCUCACCGCGACAACGAGACUGGUGACCUGCCCAAGGCCCUUGUAGAGCCCUACUCCCAGGCUGAGCCUCACUCCUCCCUCCAGAAUGGCCAUCACACCACCGGUACCCACGGUACCACUGGCCUCCACGGCACCAACGGAACUCACGGUAGCAAUGGUCUUCACAGCACCACCGGUACUACUGGUACCCACGGCACCCACGGUACCCACGGUACCACUGACGUCCACGGCAAGCCAUCCAUGAUGGACAAGCUGAACCCCAAGAAAGACGCUGACUUCGAUGGAAAGGCCGGAAUAAUGGACUAA